Messenger RNA from Aureobasidium musti, 666 nucleotides. NCBI's taxonomy places the organism in Eukaryota, Fungi, Ascomycota, Dothideomycetes, Dothideales, Saccotheciaceae. The record is from the annotation of a GenBank genome assembly.
AUGGCAACGACAAGGUGCGCAUUCUCGUCAUCGUCCUACCUCACGAUUCUUCCGCCAUCUCCACCACCACACCUUCUUCCUAGCAAACCACGGCUCCUAACAAGCAAUACCAGCAAGAAAAGCGACGCACCCACAAACCCUCGCGGCAUCCCCUUCGCCCCCUUCGUCGACAAUGUAUCCGACUACUGCACCACCCGCGCCGAAGUCGAGCCCACGCUAAAGUCCUUCUCCGAAAUGAUCCAAAAGUACCAAUUCAUGGAGGUAAACACACAACGCCGCGCCGCCGGCCUGCGCGAAAAGAUUCCAGAUAUUUCAAAGACGUUGGACACUGUCAAGUUUCUGAAGAGUAGAGACGAUGAUGCAGAAGAGUUGGAGAGCUUUNUUGAAUUGAACGAUACGCUGUUUGCUAAAGCCAAGGUGCCAAAGACGGAUGAGGUGUACUUGUGGUUGGGCGCUAAUGUCAUGUUGGCGUAUCCGAUGGGAGAGGCGGAAGAGCUGUUGGAAGGAAAGUUGGAGGCGGCAAAGAGUGGAUUGGAGAAUGCAGAGGAAGAUAUGGAUUUCUUGAGAGAGCAGAUUACGACACUUGAGGUCGCCACUGCUCGUGUCUACAACUGGGACGUCAGCAUGCGCAGAAAGGAAAAGGCCGAAGGCAAGACCUCCGAUUGA